GCGACCUGAAGUCAGUGUCGAUGCGGACACCGGGGAGUGUGGUCGCGCGCCUUCUCUCUCCCUCCCUCUCUCUCUCUCUCUCUCUCCCUCGCCAACACUUCCCUCCGUCCCGCUCUGUCUCACUCUCGUCACUAAGUCCACAAAAAUUCCCCAAAUUCGUUGAAAUAUUGUGAGCGUUCGAUGCAUAUCGCUGUUUCAUUAGCCGCAACACGAAUUUUGUGUCCGAUCUCGGUAUCGGCCGAAGGGUUUCGACAGAAUUAAGUCCUGCCUCGCGGUUUUUGGACUUAGUCUACGAGCAAGUUGAGGAAAUUUCCACCCGGUUUCAAGUCCAUAGAACCGGUACUACUACACAUCGGUUCAACCUAAAGCACAGAAGCAAAGUCUCUCACCCCAGGACCCACAGAAUGUCCGACUCCGAGCUACAAAACUUGAUUCAAGAAGCAGCCAGCGGUUUAAAGCUAUUAUUUGGACUUUGUUCGCAAAUGGAUGUUAAGUGUUCGAAGUGGUGAAGUUCGCUGUUGUGAGAACAAGUGUCAUUUUUUUUUUAACAGGAAUAAUCAUAAACUGCGAGAAAACUUGGAAAGUGCCAGCGGAUUAUAUCAGAUUAUCCAGAGUUUUGUUCCGACUAACAUAAGCGCUCCCUUGCAAAAAAAAUUCUAAGUCCCCAAAAAAAAGAUACUUUGGAAACUCGUGCGGUAUUUUAGUACAUUGGGACCAUUGGAGUACAACUGAGCGUAGUAGAAAGAGUGUGCACAGCACGCACCGGUGUGGUUGAGUACACGGACUCUGCCACCUUUGUAAUUCUCCCCCGCGCCUAAGUCCACAAAGAUGUCUGUCGUCAGCUUGCUUCACCAAGAUGCUGUUGAGAGACAGCAGCAGCAGCUGGCCCUCUCUCAGCAGGGCCGGAUCACAAGAUGCCACGCCAACAGGCAGCUGUGUGUACAUCCUAAGGGUGCCACCAACAGCUGGGGGGGCCGGCUGUUGGUGGUGGCACUCUGUCUCCACCACAGUGAUGGUGAGCACCCUGACCUCCACCACCACCACACAGUCACCCACAAGCUGAGAGAGCCAGGUGGUGGGGACUACCUCCACCACACCAAGAUGGCAGGCAUCUCAAGGUGAUCACAAGUUAUCAUAAAUGAUAGACGGUCACCCGAUCAAGACGAGGAGUAACAGGUUUGAAGUUGACAGUUUGAGUUCGGGUUGAAUAGUUGAAAGAAAUCCACCAUCACCACCACCACCACCACCACUACCACCAGCUGUUGGCUGCCACGUUGCACAGAUGGCUCAGUGCCAGGUGUAACAGCUGCUCAGCUGAGUGAGAAAAAAAUGACGGUAGACGGAAUUACCCCAAGUUGAUGGCAGAGUUGGACUCUGGAAAGACAGAAAUAUUAUUUAGAAAGUUCCUCCCGUCUCUGGCUUUACAGCUAUGUCCAUAUGGAUCUUCCAUACAUACAACAUCACACAUAGGUGAAUUGGUCAAGUUAUGGACCUCUCAGGCUGUUCAAAGUAGUGAGGACUGAGAAACAUAUUCUUGAAGAAUGUCAACCUUUGACUCAGAAGAGGGAUUGAACUAUGUCCAAGCAGCAUGAGGCUAUGUAACCAAAAAAUGCACACCUAUACGUGCCGGUUCAUCGACGUCGUUACUUAUGCGGCAUAAGUACCCGCGUCGCCUAGGCUCUUAGUCCUGCUGAUUACAGCUGCUGUUCUCCAUCCUUAACAGCCACUACAGCUGUUCUUCAUAACAUCGUCUACAGCUGUUCUCCCUCCUACAAACGGUACCGGCUGUUCUUCUUCCUCCUGCAGCAGCAGCAGCAGCUACAGCUGUUGUUACCUGCAGCCGUCACACACUCCUCUGCUUCCUGAUGAUGAAGUCUGUGGGCAGAUGCAGGUGACAGGAGAGUGAAGGGUUACGAGUGGUGUUGCAAACACUGGCCGGGCGGGCACCAUGCAUCACCACCACCACCACCACCACCACUACCACCUCUCUUCCCAACCCCCACCCACUACCACCUUCAAGUUAUAUAGCAGUACGACGGGACGCAGGAGGUCCUUGUGGAACCGGAGCUGUUGCGCCGUUGUCCGCUGGGUUCCGGGCCAAAAUAUGGCUGGAGGCUGUGGAACCAGGACGGGAAGGAGAUAUACGUGUACACCAUCAAUUCACCCACCCUCCUCCUCCACCCGAUCUACGACGAGUCUUUCACCGUGUUGGGCGACUUGGGCGUCUCGCCCCAGCAACCCACGCUACGAGAACUUAACAGCAGCGCCCGAGAUUUCCUCCCGACCUCUUCGCGGAAGGAACCUGGCACAGCCGCGUGGCAGUUUCCCACGAGUCAGGCGGGACUUGGCAUCACCCCUCGACAUGGUGACAGGAACCAACACCAGCCCACUGGUUCACGGCGGCCAACGAGCAACGCCUCCGGUGAUGGUUCCUCGCGGCAGGAGCAGCCCCACGCUGUUCAUGAGAGGCGUGGAGCCUCGAGCCUUCAGAAGUCCCUGGAAGAUGGGAAGUACCUGGUGCAGCUGACCAUCCAGGAGACGGACACGCAUGUGGAGGCCUCCUUCAACACUACCUUCAGCAUCAGUGCCAUUCGUCUUAAGGUGGUGUUCAUGGACGGGACGGAGCGAGACGUGGACGCUAACUCCAACAUCACACUCCGGGUGGAGGUGACGGCGCCCACACCCAACUACACCCUGGAGUGGGCGUGCCGCCUCGCCGCCGACCCUGACUCCGGCUGCUUCACUGACCCUGAUCCUUGGGACACCUUCACGGCCACCCGCCGCGUCGCCGACCGCCUCGUCGUGCGACUCUGGCACAUUUGGGACAUUCUUCACGACGACGACGGUGAUGGCAGUCGGGGUCUUCAUCCUUCAUCGGUGACCACAACCACCUACGCUGACGAGGAUACCAACACAUUACGCUACAAAGCCUCGCCGUCAGAAAACACCCUUCCGAGAGCAGCAGCAGCACGGGCGUGGACUGCUUCGCCGCUCUGGAAGCGCGCUCAUACGGCGAAGAUCCCGCUCUCGAAGCGCUCGAGUGUGAAGUACAUCGAGACCAUCAGCUUUCCCGCCUCCUCCCUGCUACGUGGCGAAGACAAGUUCAUCGUGAGUGUCUCUUGUAGAUACCAUCUCAUGGCCUCCUCUGACCAGCAGCUGAUCGUCAUCCAGUCCCCCAGAGACAGUGUGGGUAUACUAAGCCAUCUGGGGACCCAGUUCCCCUUCGGCGCCGCCCGGAGGAUUGUCUUCGAGAGUGAGUGCAUGUCGUGCUCGCCACAAGAGCUGUCGUCACUGAGUUACUCGUGGCACCUGAAAAUGAUCUACGAGGGCCCGGAGCUCGAGGCCACUACCAGAGCCAGAGAGGGCAAGGAGGACUCAAAGGAUAUGGCAUUACUUGAGGCCAUACGACAGGGUCGCUCAGGGAAGGGCUUCCUGCCACGCCCACGGGACUAUUUGAGGGCAUAUAAUGCGACAUUCGCGCAGGCGCCGUUGUAUCAGUCCGUUCAGCGAGAGGAGGAUGAGGAUUCCCUGCUUUCGUACACGCAAUACUUCAAUGCAAGGGAUCUGCAGAAACUUGAAGGACUUGUCACGCCAGAUAUGGCAGCCCGAGCCCUGGAAAUGGAGAGCAGGUGGAAAGAAGCUCGCCAGUCUAGUCACAAGAGGGAGAAGGGCCAAACUGGAACACACACGUUUGGCAGGCUAAAACGUAGUGUCCAGUCGCCAUCCCUUCAGCGUGGGUGGGGGCGGAGCGGAGAGAAGAAUACGGGCGGCAGUGGUCGUGCAUCACCGUCAACACACCACCCUGGCGACGCCCAGCACCACCAGAUGAAGGACUACCACCGUACAUCUUCCACCCAAACCAAUAAGCGUCGGGGGGUUGUUGGCCGUCAGUUAAGCUUGUGGACGCGGGGAGAGGACAGGGCCCACGACACCACCUCGCUGGAUCCCCUCCCCAUAACCUCAGCUGAGGUCGUGCCACGCAACGACUGGGAGGCAAGAAAGGAAGAGGUUCCAGACUCAUCCUGGAACGCGAUAAAAGGAACAAGCGCCAUGGCGCACCGAAAUAUGGAAAGGAAAGAUUCAAGGAAACUGCAACAAGUAGAGGCUGGCUCCCUGCCACCACCACUAUACCCCCAUGCGGAAAGAGUAAACUCAGGAAAUAGCGGGAGAAAAUUCCAGACGCAAGAAGGAAUGUUUUCCGCGCGCCAGAAUGUGGCUGACAAAGACACAAGGCUGGCGUACGCUGACGGGGGAGGACGUGGCAGAUCGCGCAGUAAUGAGAGGCUCGAGCAACUCCAGGCAGCGGGGAAAGUUCAGGAUAUCCUGCAGCUUCAUUCGCACGAGAUGAUUCCUCAUGGAGGCAGAGCAAAUGAUUUUGAGAGAAAGGAACUUCACAAAGAGGAGAAAGAUGUGGAGAGAGUGAGUGGGGGUAAUAGAGGAGAGAUGCUGCGGCAAAUGAAUGAGGGUAAUCACGGAGGGCGUGACGACCAGCCCGGGGGCGGAAGCGAGAAGAGAAAAAAGUGGAGACAAAUGAUUGUGUCGGGCGGCGGCAGAGGCGAGGCACAAGCCAGAGUUACGACUGAGGAUCCGGACGAGGGCGUGAGCUUCGCCAGCACAUUAAGCAACUCGCAGGUAACCGAGCGAGGAGAUUCGGGGCCUGACAAGGAGUCCCGGGAGGAUUUACGCCGAGCAGGGGUCACGCAGGUCACAGUGGAGGUGGGAGGAGGAUCCCCGGGGAACGCGGUCACGCCCCUGAACCCGCCAAGCGAACAACCCGCAAACGCGCGACUCAUCCACCAAUCCGGGGGCGAGGACGCGGAACGUGCAGGGGGGACGACCUCCGCGCCCUGGUCUACAGACGCUGCCGCAGGUGCUCCGCAUUCCUCUCCGUCACGGCCUCCUAAACUGCCGCCGUCGCUGGCUCGACCAACGCCAUUCCCGCCCUCAGACACAUCUCCCGCCAUUACUCCUUCCCUGCAAGUUGAUAAGGAGCAGGAAGAACGAUUGUCCCCCGCCAGUGAUGACCAUUCAGCCAGAGAGGACGAGUGGUCGGGAUUAUCUGCACUUCAUCAGUCACGCCUGGAACCAGAGCAAGAGAAGGAAGAUACGGAACAGAGUGAAAAGAUAAUUCUGGUAACAGAAGAUAAGCCGGUACUGAUGAAAUCUCAGGGGAGAAAGAGGUGGAUAAAUAGGCGAGGGAAAAAAGACAAAGGAAGAAUGGAAAGGCCCAAGUUGGAGGCGACACCGAAUAAAAAGAAACUGGAGGAAAGAGACAAAGAACAGCAAACAGAGAAUAGAUGGCCCGUCACGACCUUAAGCCACGAGGAGGAGGAAGCAGGGUACAAAGAGAAUCAUUUGACCUUUGGCGCCGACGUGAACGGUGGUGAGAAGGAAGCCGUAGAGGAGAGUGACACAGAGGAGGAGAAGAGUGGAGUGGGAGCUGGGAGAUUGGGACGCAUCAACCGCCAGUCAACCCAUCAGCGACAUGACUCGGCACACAUGCCAAUCAGAGUCGCGCCGAGUAAAGGUGCACCUAUCAGGCUAUCAGACCAAUUCGUGCAUGGCGGGGUGAAGGGGGCGGCAGGUGCAACUGAGAGGAAAGCAUCGAUGCAGAGGGUCCUAACAGUCCUCCUUCCCGACCAGUCUGGAGUUUUCGACUACAAGAAGUACAAGAAAGACAAUGCCGCUCAGCUCAGUCGCCGUCAAACUUCCCCAAACUCAAGUUCCGAGUCUGACCUGAAAGGUGGCCGCAACGUGGAAGAUCGCCUCAAGCAAGCUGCCUCGAGCAAGGGCCGCCCCAGGAGUGGCGGUGAUGAAAUAUCUUCCAAUCUCACCACGGGAGAUGGAAUAGCAGUCUCUCAUAUACCAGAGGACGCCGGUGCAAGAGCAGGGCUCCCGAGUCGCCGCUUGGCCGGCGAGCGGGAAGACCAGUUUACUCAACGUCAGAAAGGCAGCGUUAACAAUGAUGCGGAUAAAGAAAAGCAAGAAAGUAGAGGCUGGUGGAACGCGGCGAGAGGCGCUGGUGGAGAGGUCGGAAGGUCGCCUCUCUCCUCCAUCUCAACCUCACGACCUCGGCCACUAACCAGCGUUGAAGGACGCGUCGAGUCCAUCAGAGGGGUUGGCUACCAUAAGGCCGUCAGGGAUUAUGGUGAGUACUCGAGAUCUUUCGUGUGAAUUCCGUUCUUUAUUCA
This is a messenger RNA of Procambarus clarkii (red swamp crayfish), 6191 nucleotides long. NCBI's taxonomy places the organism in Eukaryota, Metazoa, Arthropoda, Malacostraca, Decapoda, Cambaridae. The record is from RefSeq and is a predicted model, not a curated record.